GAAUUUAAUGUCAAUGAAGCUUUUUUGUAAAGCAAAAAAGUAGAUAUUUAUAUGAUGCUAAAUUCUGUUCUGGGAUAUUCUUAUUCAAAGCGUUUUCUCCCUGAAAAUAAUGACUAGAGAAGUGAAUAUGGUGGGCCAGUAAGAAAGUGUGAAAUAGGUAAAAUGAAAGAGAAGAGAGGGAAGCUGGUUUUCCACUCACUACAAUUCCGUGAAAGGAUAAUAAUGCCUUCAUUUUCUUGCAUCCCUAAAGAUUUUAAUGUAUAGUAAUUAAUAUGACUAGGUUUUAGAUCAUAAUGUUUGAAAACUCAGUUGUUUAUCAUAGUAGUCACAUAUAAAAAUCUGAGAUAAUAACAGUAAACUAUUUGUGAUGAUACAGUAAAAAAAAUGUGGUAAAAAUCUAAACUACCUCUAAAGCAAGCAUUUAUCUAUAUUACCUUUCAAACUCACUAUCCACAUAUGAUAGUGUAAGAAUGAGCAUUGGACGAUUAAAAUAAAAGUAGCGUAAGAAUUUGUGACAACGUAUCAGUUUAAGAAAAAUGUAUGUGACUACAGAAUAGGAAAUGGUAGUGAUAAAAUUUAGGAAAACCUGUCCGAAAUACUGUUUGAAAAACCUCCAUAAUAAAUGCAUUAAGGUGAGUUCUGUACCCACUGAGUUUAACGGGACUUUUUCUGCUGCUCCCAGUGUCGAGGUUUUGUCACACAAAUGCUGUAAUGAGGUAACCACAGUCCUCAAGCCUGGAGCAGUUAGUGUGUCACAUGCUGCAUCAGCAUUUCUGUGUCUUAGACUCAAGAAUGUCAAAACUCCCCACAAUUUGCUUUGACACUAAUGGAAUCUGAAAAUAUUCUUGUGCUACGUAUCCUGACUGAUUGACAAGGGAAACAACCUGGUGCAGCAGUCACCUGAGCCUGACAUUCGGAUUUAGGAUUUUGGGACUACAGAGCAGUAAACGCUUCCAAUUUCUAUGCCACUUCAUGCUUCCAGUGCCUCAGUAAGAUGGAAUCUCCAGUCCUACCCCAAAUUGCAGCUUCUCUUUCCCAACAAGUCCUAUGCACGGCUGCCAUGGCUCCUUCAGCAAAACACAAAGAACCCCACAGUGCUUCCAGUUACAACAGAGAGUACGCAGAGCCAGAGGAAUCUGUUUAUUUGCAAAAAUUCAAAAAAUUUACCUGAAGAGCAGGGGAAUGUAAAGGAUACAAGGAUCCCCAACCUCAGGCUGCGUACUCUGGGUGGGUGUGGAUUUUUGGACAUGUCCUGUUUUACCACACUUCUCAUCUUCUUUAACCUCUAGUACAUCUGCAAAUCAGUAUGUCUGGAUAGCACAAAGUCAAAGAUGGUGGGUUUUUUCCUCUUGAAACUAAAUAAGACUCAAAGAGCAAAUAUAAAUAUGAAAAAAUUGGUGCCUAAGUAGAAAUACUGGUACUGGGACUCCUAAUUUGAACUAACUGAUUUAGAGAUGACUCUGCUGGAGGAAUGACUUCCCGUGAGAUGAACGCAUUCACAUUUGUCUGGUGCUGAGUGAUUGGAAGUGGUUGGACACAGCUUUAUUUUGUGUCAUUAUUUGUGAGCUCUGUGGACUCCAGCCUGGCUCUGUGGAGGUUAUAGGUUUAAUCAGGAUGGAAUUUUGUGUGCUAGCAUUAGCAGGGCUUUCAGAGAACCUGUAAGCAGACAUAAAGCAGCUUAAUUCAACCUGGCUUACUUUCAGUUUCCACACUUUCAAACACAAUUUAUGCUUGGAGUAUGUCAGUGGAAACCCUGUUACUGUUUUUAGGCCCCUGAUGAAUCUAACCUAAUGUUUACUAUAUCUUAGAAUCUUUUUAUGUGACAUCUCAGAGUCGAUCCUUGCUCUUAAGCAUUUAAAGACUGACCAGCAAUGUUGGACUACAUUAAGGACUAUUCAUGGAAGAACACAUCUUAAUCUCCAAUCUUUAUCUUUCUGGUUUGUAGAAUGUUGUAUACUGCUGUAUUAUUUUUUGCAUCAUGUGUCAUUCAUGUCUGAUGACUGCUAGAAACAUGUGUUUCCUCUCCUAUUUCCUUUAUGGGAAUAGUUUUAUUUUCAUUGAUUAAUAAGGAAAGUCAGGUAAGACAAACGACCAUGAAGGUAGGAGUGAUUGAGACCCAUCACUCCCAUACAAUUGUUCCCAGCGUGGUAGUGCAAGACACCAGUGAGGACCCUGGACCAACAGACAAAGGGGAAAACAGGCAACAGUACCUACCCGGUGCAUUUGCAUGCUACAAUAUUAACAACAAUAGUAAUAAAGAUGAAGAGGAGAAAAAAAAGAAAAAAGAAAAGAAGAGCAAGUCAGAAAAAAAAAAGGAUGGAGAAACACAAAAGAACAAGGAAAAAAAAGAGAAAAACAAAAAAAAAGAUAAGUCCAAGAAGAACAAAAAUAAAGAAGAGAAGAAGAAAGAUACUUUCGUUAUUGAUCCAGCGGGAAAUAUGUAUUACAACUGGUUGUUUUGCAUCACAAUGCCUGUCAUGUACAACUGGACCAUGAUUAUUGCUAGAGCCUGUUUUGAUGAGCUUCAGCACUACUACAUAGCAGUAUGGUUUAUUAUUGAUUACGUUUCUGAUGCCAUCUAUGUUGCUGACAUGUUUGUACGAACAAGAACAGGUUACCUGGAACAAGGUCUCCUGGUGAAAGAAGAACAAAAGCUUCAAGAGAAAUACAAGUCAUCUUUGCAAUUCAAGUUAGAUCUUCUGUCAAUCAUACCAACUGAUCUCUUAUACUUUAAGCUAGGACUGAAUUACCCAGAACUAAGAAUAAACAGACUACUCAGAGUAGCUCGGAUGUUUGAAUUCUUCCAGCGAACAGAAACGAGGACAAACUACCCAAAUAUCUUCAGGAUCUCUAACCUUGUCAUGUACAUCGUAAUUAUUAUUCACUGGAACGCCUGUGUGUACUACUCGAUCUCAAAAGCCAUUGGAUUUGGGGCUGACACAUGGGUCUACCCCAACACUUCUGAUCCUGAAUUUGCCCGUCUGACUAGAAAGUAUGUCUACAGUCUCUACUGGUCAACACUGACACUGACCACUAUCGGUGAAACACCCCCUCCUGUAAGAGAUUCUGAGUAUUUCUUUGUGGUUGUUGACUUCUUGGUUGGAGUGUUGAUUUUUGCUACCAUUGUUGGUAACGUGGGCUCUAUGAUCUCCAACAUGAAUGCUGCCAGGGCAGAGUUUCAAGCAAGGAUUGAUGCUAUCAAGCAGUAUAUGCACUUUCGGAAUGUGAGUAAAGACAUGGAAAAAAGAGUUAUAAAGUGGUUUGACUACCUCUGGACAAACAAAAAGGCUGUGGAUGAAAGGGAAGUCUUGAAGUAUCUGCCAGAUAAACUAAGAGCAGAGAUUGCAAUCAAUGUUCACCUGGAAACACUAAAAAAAGUUCGGAUUUUUGCAGACUGUGAAGCUGGUCUGUUGGUUGAACUGGUUUUGAAACUCCAGCCGCAAGUAUACAGUCCUGGAGAUUAUAUUUGCAGAAAAGGAGAUAUUGGACGAGAGAUGUACAUUAUCAAAGAAGGCAAGCUGGCAGUAGUCGCUGAUGAUGGAAUUACCCAAUUUGUGGUCCUAAGUGAUGGCAGCUAUUUUGGAGAAAUCAGUAUCCUUAAUAUCAAAGGUAGCAAAGCCGGCAAUCGAAGAACAGCCAACAUUAGAAGUAUCGGAUACUCAGACUUGUUUUGCCUGUCUAAAGAUGAUCUCAUGGAGGCUUUAACAGAGUAUCCAGAUGCAAAGGCAAUGCUGGAAGAAAAAGGCAAGCAAAUCCUAAUGAAAGAUGGGUUGCUGGACAUUGAUGUUGCAAAUUUAGGAACUGAUCCUAAAGAUCUGGAAGAGAAGAUCACCCACAUGGAAGGAGCGAUGGGCAGAUUACAAACAAAGUUUGCCAGGUUGUUGGCUGAGUAUGAAGCUGCACAACAGAAACUGAAAAAAAGACUUACACAAAUAGAGAAAAUAUUAAAGCCAGUUAUAGAGCAAGAGUUUUCAGACUUAGAAGAAGCAGAUCCAUCCACAGAUAAACCUGGACCAUCAAAAGUGGAAUAAAACAAUGGAGGUUGCCAAUAAGACUUAGGGUCAAAUCCUGCAUGGAACCGAAUGCAUUAAUUUCUAAUUUUUGUAGGACCUGACUACUAAUUAUGAAAAAUUACUUGUUGAGUUGACGUCACUAAUUUCCUACAAGCAGCACUGGCAGGUUUCAGGAAGACAAAGAAGAAUCAAGAGUGAGGAUGGAAGAUAACACCUUGGUCUCGCACAAACAGGUGGUAUUAUCUGCCAAUGCGUUAUGUACUCUUUAUGUAACACUGCUCUACAGCAAAUGCAUUCAAUCUAUAUACAGUCAUACACCAGCAAACACUGAAAGUUUUGCUGACUAUUAAAACAAUGUAUUGGUGUCUACUUACGGAAAUAAGGAAAGGUUUUUUAAAUAUUGUACUUUUGAAGUCAAUAUGGACAAGAUCCAUGAUAUUAAAUUUGUGUAUAAACAAACACAUUUUAAUAUGUAUUGAUUAAGAUAAGAUUAAUUAAGUAUGAGAGAUUAUAUAAAGAAUUAGGUAUACCUACAAUGCAAAUGUGAGUACUGAAGACUGUAACAUUUGGAAAAUAUUACUACUUCAUUGGAUUCACCUUGGCUGAUUUCUUGAAAUGUAAGUGGGCAGUUUUAAAUGGUCCUUUUUUCAGGAUAUUAGAUGCAAAGGUUGGGAGAGGGAAGAAUAUACAACGUUUUUGCAAGCAUUGGUAUGACAAAUGUGGAUGGCUCAAAAUCUAGCUGUUCUUUCCACAAGCAAACGAGAAAUAAUAUUGAAGACUGUUCUGUUCCAUAUAAUCAUAUGGCUGCUAAGCAUGGAUUAUCGAGUUUUUUAAGAUCUGUGCUUAGAAAUUUUUAUGUCCCUAAUGUAACAGUUGUGGAUGCUGGCAGACUGCAAGAAGCAGACAUGACAGAAAGAGGCAAAACUCUCUCCAGACUGUCUUCUGUAGCUGCUGUUAGGGAAAGAAUACAGCAACUAAAUAGGUUCUUUUUUUAAUUGGUAUUUCUUUCUUCUGUUCACAACUACUACUAAGAUAGUAGAAUCAACUGUUUCUUACGUCAGAUGUUUUCAACUGCUUUGAGAAGCAUUAUUUCUUGUAUUUUUCCCUAAUUUAUGUCUUCUUCCACUGGCAAAAAUUGGUUUUAUUAGUUGUGGUCUCAGCAGGGUAUUUUCAGUAGACUUUGAUCACAGCUACUUAACAUUGGAAAAAUUUGAUGACAAGGAGUGAAGAAAAGGAUUGCAAGGAGAGAAUGGAUAAUUCUGUAUUUAGAGCAAUUCAAUUAUUCUGGGCAACUGGACUGCCACUGUUAAAAUAUUACAUAUGUAAAUGCUACUCUCACUUGAUAAUAUCGCUAUACUUUAAUUCUUCUCUUUAAUAGAUGGAGAUAUUAUAAAUUGCAUCUUUUGUAAAGUGCAUUCAUUUCUGGUUGUUUUAUUUUUUGUAAUGUUGAUAGGUUUACAGAAUGCCAGGGAUCUAUAAAUAACUCCUGAUUUCAGUGCAAGGAUUAAAUAGUAAUUGAUGUAAUUAAUUAGCUUUAAUCAAAUUAAUGAAAUACAAUUCCCUUAAAGUAAUGCUUAGGAUAUAUAUGGAACAACAAGGAUAAAUAUAAAUAUGAAGUGGCUGUUCAUUCACUACUGAUCCUGUGCUUUGAAUGCCAAACAGUGUAAUUUGCUGGUGAGGGGAAGGAGUAUGCCAUCAUUUCAUUACAGACUAUCUGUGCACAUAGGAACAAGCGUUAUUCUGGCAUGGAACUAUAUUGUAAAUGUUGGAAUUUGCAAUCAGCAUUCUUUCAAUUCAGGACUUGAAUAUAAUUUGCAAUCUGCAAGGCAGCAGCACCCUGUAGGGCUGUGUUAUGUUCCACUAGGCACUUAGUAAGCACUUCUCUCCUUUGCUGAAGAGUUUAGGACUUUGUAUUAGAGAAAUGUGUGAUAGUAUAAUGAAUUUGAAUUAAUAAAGGCUGAGAUAUACUGUUCACAUUUUUUCUUUUAUCGAUCCUUCAGUCUAUGACACAAGCUGUAGUCACUAGCUGCCUUUCUUGGAAAUAAAUAUUCUUUGAUUUAAAACACUUAAAAAUAAAACAGAAAAACAGAAUUGAUCUCCAGCAGUUUACUUAAUAUUUUCAGACUCUUAUUGAUUGGAAAUCUUGUAUUAUUUAUCUUUUAUAAGCAUGUAUUUCCUGAAAAAUAACCCCAAACACUAAAUGCAGAGUUUCUUCCUGACACAAAACAAACCAUAACUGCUACAAGGAAAUGUCAAUGAAAUUUAAACUAUUUCAGCUUGCACUUAUUUGUCAGUACUUUUCA
Messenger RNA from Falco peregrinus (peregrine falcon), 6316 nucleotides. RefSeq names its product cyclic nucleotide gated channel subunit alpha 1 (gene CNGA1). Gene Ontology annotation, molecular function: cGMP binding; intracellularly cGMP-activated cation channel activity; protein-containing complex binding. Gene Ontology annotation, cellular component: intracellular cyclic nucleotide activated cation channel complex; plasma membrane. The transcript is spliced from 8 exons. The record is from RefSeq and is a predicted model, not a curated record. Lineage: Eukaryota; Metazoa; Chordata; Aves; Falconiformes; Falconidae. The coding region runs from base 2037 to 4031 and encodes 664 amino acids. Gene Ontology annotation, biological process: monoatomic cation transmembrane transport.